Chlamydomonas reinhardtii is the source of this 1783-nucleotide messenger RNA. RefSeq lists its product as uncharacterized. The record is from RefSeq and is a predicted model, not a curated record. Gene Ontology annotation, molecular function: nucleotidase activity. The transcript has 8 exons. Lineage: Eukaryota; Viridiplantae; Chlorophyta; Chlorophyceae; Chlamydomonadales; Chlamydomonadaceae. Bases 81 to 1016 code for a protein of 311 amino acids.
AUGCGCCGCUUAAGCUUGACAUUUGCCUCACUUGACUUGACCCUCUGCCUCGCGCUUCUAGUUGUGAGACCAGCGCAAAGAUGCCGCGACCCCGCAUUCUGAUUUCUAACGAUGACGGGAUCAAUGCCCCGGGCAUUAAGGCGCUUGUUGCAGAACUAGUGAAGGCGGACUUUGCGGACGUGUACGUGUGCGCGCCCUCGGGCGAGCGCUCCGCGCAGUCGCACGCCAUCACCCUGGGCCGCUACCUCAGCUGCGUGCCCACCGAGCCCACCACCGCGGGUGUGGUGGAGUCGUACGCGGUGGACGGCACGCCCGCGGACAGUGUCAUGCUGGCGCUGUGCAGCCCCGUGUUCCAGGACGUGUCAUUCGACCUGAUGAUUAGCGGCAUCAACCGGGGCGACAACGCCGGAUUGCAUGUCAUCUACAGUGGGACAGUGGGCGCGGCGCGCGAGGCGGCAUGCAAGGGCAUCCCCGCCAUGGCACUUUCACUGGACAACCACCUGGCGCGCAAGACGGACGACUACGCGGUGUCCGCCAGCCUGGCGGUGGCGCUCGCCAAGGCGGCCCUGGGGGUGCUGCCGGGGCAGGAGGCGGGCGGCCGUGCGCCGGCGGCCUCGCUCAAGGGCGUGGUCAUCAACGUCAACUUCCCCAUCGCGCAGGGCCAGAUGCUUCAGGGGUUGUUCCUGGCGCGCCAGAGUUUGGCGUGUGUGUUCCCUGCCUUCAAGGAGGUGACCGAGGCGCCCGGCCCGCACCUGGCUGAGAUCGACGAGCACACGCCCAACAGCCGCGUGUUCCGCAACUAUGCCGGCAUGGUGCAGGAGGACCAAGAGGAGGGCAAUGACGCGUACGCGCUCAAGAACGGCUGGGUGGCUGUCACGCCGCUGAGCUUGCUUUCGCACAUCCAGCUGGGACAGGACCCCCGCGCGGAGAACGUGGUGAACGCCGUGUCUCAGAUCGUCACCCGGGCGGCGGCGGAGGCUGGUCUCUCGACCGGCGGUAUUCCCGCCAAGCUCUGAACGUCAGGUGUCGGUGCAAAUGCCGAUUGGAGCCAGGUUGCGGCACAACGACCAAAUGCCGUGGCGUGUGUCGAUGACCAGGCCUGUCUGGCGCUCGCGGCGGUGGCAUAGUAGGCGGUAGGCGGAGUAAAGCUAUCUCGCGCGAGGGAGCCCAAUAGCUAAAUUGCGGUGGCACUUGCAUGGUGACUGUAUUAGGACAUUCGGAUCUCGGGAUGUGUGUCUCGGACGGGGCACAGAGACUACACUAUGGCGUGGCGUGGCGGGCGGGCCUCUCAUGCCCGCUCCGCAGCUGGGUGCCGGCGUUGACGCUACAGAUGGAGCGGCUGCGAGUGCUUCCCUGAGACGAAGCAUUGUGCGCCGGCCAGUGAGCUUCUGUGCAAGCUGCCGCGAUGAUGGGCCAUUCCGUACACUGUCGGCUGUUGUGGUCCAUUUCCUGGGGGGAAAGGCUGCUGGAAAAGCAGCAGCAGGCAUACGGGGGGAAGGGGCAGGGCUCCUUCCGCACCAAAACAUGAGCAGCAACAGGGCUACUGUGUCAGGCGCUACGCAGCAUUCUCAAUAACAUCAUCUGGGGGCUCUGUGCAGCCGUGCAUGGUGGUUGCCAGCACGCCGAGGUGCACCCCAGUGGGACAGGGACACGGGCAGACAGGGUUAGGGAUAGAGGCUGCUAAGUGGAGGGACGGUACGCUUGACAACGGCAGGGUGAGGGAUUAGGCCAGAACAUGAUUGGGGACAGAGCUUGCAACGGGGCAGACGGAACGUGAUUGCCG